This is a messenger RNA of Candida tropicalis MYA-3404, 759 nucleotides long. RefSeq names its product ribonucleotide-diphosphate reductase subunit (gene RNR21). Gene Ontology annotation, biological process: deoxyribonucleotide biosynthetic process. Lineage: Eukaryota; Fungi; Ascomycota; Pichiomycetes; Serinales; Debaryomycetaceae. The coding region runs from base 1 to 759 and encodes 252 amino acids. The record is from RefSeq and is a predicted model, not a curated record. The transcript has a single exon. Gene Ontology annotation, molecular function: oxidoreductase activity.
AUGUCUGCUCAAGAAACACCAACUAGAGGUUUAACCGGUAAAAUUUCCAACUUAGAUGUCUCCACCAUGAAAGGAAAAUCCUUAACUGAUAAAUUAGCAGCUGAUGCUAAAGCUAAAGAUGAAGCUCAAACUAUUGAACAAGUUAAACAAUCUGUUGUUUCUAAAGAAGGAGAAACUGAAGAAUCUACUGAAAAUAUGAAGAAACAUCAAGAAUUUUUGGCUAAACAUAAAGUUCACAGACACAAAUUGAAACAAUUGGAAGCUGAAGAACCAUUAUUACAAGAAAACAAACGUCGUUAUGUUAUGUUUCCAAUUAAAUAUCAUGAAAUCUGGAAUUUCUAUAAAAAAGCCGAAGCCUCCUUCUGGACUUGUGAAGAAGUUGAUUUAAGUAAAGAUUUGGAUGAUUGGAACAACAAAUUAAAUGACAAUGAAAGAUAUUUUGUUUCUAGAGUUUUAGCCUUUUUCGCUGCUUCUGAUGGUAUUGUUGGUGAAAACUUGAUUGAAAACUUUUCUGCCGAAGUCCAACUGCCAGAAGCUAAAUCAUUCUAUGGUUUCCAAAUCAUGAUGGAAAACAUUCAUUCUGAAAUGUAUUCUUUAUUAAUUGAAACUUAUGUUAAAGACCCACAAGAAGCUGAUUUCUUGUUUAAUGCCAUUGAAAACAUUCCAUGUAUUACCAAGAAAGCUGAAUGGGCCAUCAAAUGGAUUCAAGAUAAAGAUGCUUUAUAUGCUGAAAGAUUGGUUGCUUUUUGCUGCUAUUGA